Molecule: messenger RNA, 1926 nt
Organism: Penicillium daleae
Lineage: Eukaryota; Fungi; Ascomycota; Eurotiomycetes; Eurotiales; Aspergillaceae
Product: TFIIH subunit TFB1 family protein
Exons: 2
Coding region: 1-1926 (641 amino acids)
Biological process (GO): nucleotide-excision repair; transcription by RNA polymerase I; transcription by RNA polymerase II
Cellular component (GO): transcription factor TFIIH core complex; transcription factor TFIIH holo complex
Source: RefSeq, a predicted model, not a curated record
AUGGCACCUCCGAGCGGCGCGGCCUCAUACAAGAAGAAGGACGGCACCCUGACUCUGGCCAAGGAUGAGCAGACGCUCACCUGGAACCCGGCCGCUGCUGGGCCUGCGGGUCUGAAUAUUGCCGUUUCUACCAUUACCAACCUGCAACAAACCCCCGCAACGAACCCCAAGGUCAUGCUCAAGGUCUUCGCCCUCGCCCCUAAUGCCCCGCCGAAUACCACACCAGAACAAUAUGUGUUCUUGUUCACGGCAGGGCCGGACGCCGCCCGCCCGCAGGCCGACGCUAUCAAGAACGCACUCAGCGCCCGAAUGAACACAGGGAAGACAGGCACGCCCGCGCAAACACCAACCCCCGGUGCAGCCGGUGGAGGAGGUAUGUCUGCGGCGAUGGCGAUUGCCAAUGCCAUUACGUCCGCCGGGACAUCGAAGAACCCGUGGGACGAUGAUAAUAAGCUCAAGGGCGAUGUGGAACUGCAACAGUCACUACUGAAGGCCGACCCCACCCUGCAGCGGAUGUUCAUGGAGUCGAUACAUACCAAGCCCGAUAGCUUGACCUCGGCACAGUUCAUGUCCCAGUUUUGGUCGACGCGGUUGCAUCUUCUGCGGGCGCAUGCGAUUGAGCGGGCGCAGACUCGUGGCUCGUAUAACGUGCUGUCGUCGCUGAAACCGCGCGUGGAGGAAAAUGUGACCAGGCUGAAUAUAAGCAAGGAGCAGAUCUCGCUGAUCUUCUCACAGCAUCCGCUUGUUAAACGGGUGUAUGAUGAGAAUGUUCCCAAACUGAGCGAGCAGCAGUUCUGGUCGCGAUUCUUCCAAAGUCGACUGUUUAAGAAGCUGCGCGGAGAACGUAUCUCGGACUCGGAUGCUACGGAUGCUGUUCUGGACAAGUAUCUACGAGAAGAGAAUGCAGAGGCUAACCGUGAGGCGUUCGUCCCACACUUUAUGGAUUUGGCUGGAAACGAAGUCCAUCACAGCCAGCGUCGUGGAAAUAGGCCGGAUCUGGAUAUGCGGCCAUCAGGUGCAGAUAAAGUGCCUAUUAUUCGGACGCUGAACAAUCUUAGUGAGAAGAUCAUGGCCAACGUUGCACCGGCAGAUGGCGAUGUGACAGCUCCUAUCGGUAUGGACGAGGAGACUUGGCAGGAGAUGCAGUUACGAGAUCUCCAAGGGGACGAGGAGCAGGCUCAUGUCACCCUUAAUAUCCGCGAUCAGAACCGCUUCUUCUCGCAAACUCAAGAGGACGAGCAGACCCGGGCAUUUGCCCAGCAAGACCCGGACCAAGUCUUGAAAACUCUCCGGUCCGAGAUUGCACAGAACCUGCCGCUCGGUGGUAAUGCACCACUCCAGAAGCUUGUUGAUCCGGGCGAUGACGAGGACGAAGAGAUGGAAGAUGCACCCGCCAGCAAGCGCCCCGUCGGGUCAGCGGCAGCCCUUCAUGAUGCAUUUUCACAGAUUCUCGGUGCGGUCCGCGAACAGCGCGACCAGAUGAACGAAGGAUCUACAUCAGAUACCUACGGGCUUUCCCCGGGACUUUACGAUCGGUUGACCCUUACCCACGCAACCUCAACCGAGUUCCUCAACCAAUUCUGGCAAGCCUUCCUCUCUGGCAAUCCCGAGCGAGCCAGCGAAGUCCAGUCCCUCUCAGAAUCGCUGGCUCGCGCCAUAGAGCGCAUCAAGGCUGUCGCCAACGAUGCGGAAGCCGAACGCCAGGUUGAGGUUGACCGACGGAAAGUCGCGGCGCGCGAAUACUUUGAACGCACCAAGCGCAAGCCCCGACUGAAUCUGGAUGAUAUCGAGGGUGGCCAGAAAGUGGUCAAUCAGCUGCUAGGGCCUACAUCACACGCCUUGCAGCUAGCAUUGACCCGAUAUAAGACUACGCUGGAAGCGGAAAAGGCAGAGGCGGCUAGAGAAGCAGCCUUGCUGGCUGUGUAG